Trichobilharzia regenti is the source of this 2913-nucleotide messenger RNA. The record is from the annotation of a GenBank genome assembly. Lineage: Eukaryota; Metazoa; Platyhelminthes; Trematoda; Strigeidida; Schistosomatidae.
AUGUCCUCGAUUGUCUACUUCAAGUUCAAGGCAAAUGUAAAGACAGAUUCUGUUUCCUUCGAUGGGUCUUCUAUAUCUGUGAAGGAUCUCAAAAAUGCCAUACGAGCUAGAUGCUGUUUGUACUCAACAGACUUUGAUCUUAAGUUGGAAGACGUCACUGGAAAAGUUUAUACGAAAGACGAUGAAUUGAUCCCAAAGUACUCCAAUAUCGUUGUUCGACGGGUUCCUAGAUUGACCACAGAAAGUAUGAGGAAGAAGGUUGCUGGUCCGGAAGAUCUGACUUGGAAUGAAUUACAAAAGAAUUCAGUAACGUCCGAAGCUUCACAUAGUUCCAAGCAUCUUAAUUUAGCAGAUUCAGAUCUUCCAGAAGAGGAGAAGAUCAAAAUCAUGAUGGAGAGAUCUUCAGAGGUCUAUUCGGAAUCAAAUUUCACUGUCCGAGCGAAACCAUAUGGAGUACCUCCGGUAGCUUAUGUCUGUCACAAGUGCAAUCAACCGGGACACUGGAUUCAUAAUUGCCCUGGUGUGCGGGAUAAAACGGGAAAGAUUUUGGAUGCAAAGUCAGUAAAACGCCCAACAGGUAUUCCGCAAGAUUUCCUUCUGGAGGUCGAGGCUGGAACCCCUGGUGCUUACUUGGGGAAAUCUGGAAAAUACAUGGUACCUAUCAAAGAUGCGGAGGCAUAUGCUCAGGGUAAAAAGGACAAACGACCUUUCUCCGUAGAAGAAAAUCCACCCUAUGUACCUCAAGAAAAGAUUCCUCCGAAGCAGCUUACUUGUCCACUGUGCAACAAGUUAUUUAGUGAUGCCGUUCUAGUAUCAUGUUGUGGGACAACUUUUUGUAACGAAUGCAUCAUGGGUCAUGUAUUUGAUUCUCAAGUUCUGGGUUCCCAUAAAUGCCCUAAUUGUGGAGAAGUACUUGCAGACCAGGAAUCAAGUGUCUUCGAAAAUGCUCUUAUACGAAGUUUAGUCCGUGAUUGGCUGGCGGACGAGACGAAAGUGGUAGCAGCAGAUGUACGUCUUCCCGUCGAUAUACCGAAAAUUAAUGAAAAUGAGAAGGCUUUUGUAAACUGCCGUCGGGUGCUGAAACCGAAGCAAGCAACAGCCAACCUCAAUUCGGCCAAAUCAACAAAGACAGAAUUAAAUCAACUCCAGAAUCCAGUGAAGACUCAACCAAAUUCUUCGGGAUGCAAUUCAGUUGUUAAAAACGAACCUACCCCUUUGUCUUUAAUCCCAUCCUCAGAAAUACCCAAAACCACAAACUCUGUGACAUUGUCUACUUCUGUUGUUUCAUCUUUUCCUUCUGUCCGUGUUUCUGAAUUAACUGAUUCUUCUGUUAAAACCAACAAUACAAAUGCUACUGUGGUCACAAGUUCUCCUUGUACCACUUUGGUGGGAACCAACAGACAAAAUCUGUUGCCCACUACUUGUCUUUCAAACACACAAAUUCCUUGUUUAAGUUAUACUAGUCCUGCCACUAUCAUGCCCAAUUUACUCCCAGAUGUUAAUGGUGUUGACAAUCCUCUUUUUAAUGCGCUUUAUAGUAUACGGUUAGAUGACUUACAGGCUCCAUUGGCUACUCAAUCCACCGUGUUACCAGCCUCUUACGGAUCGCUUGUUGGCGGUCCUGGCUGGACAGCUGAGAAAGCUUUAGCUGUGUCAGCCGCUCAGGGUGCAGGGUUAGUUGGUCCAGUACUACAAGUCAAUAAUAAUCAGGUAGCCUUUGGGUUAGUACCUGGGCAGUCUGUCACUGGUACGAUGCAUUCAGCUAUAUCCGUUCCGGUUGAAACUCUAAAUGGACACAAAAUGCUUUCAAAAGAAGAGUUCUAUCGGUUGAAAAUGGAAGUCCUCCAUUCAGCUCGUAGAAGGCAUCGUCACCGAUCUCGUUCCCGUAGCCCUGGCUAUGCAUAUCGGACUGAUCGGCGGCGUGGAGAUACCGCACGUCACCAUCGUGGUGACCGGGAGAGGCGAUAUCGACAUCGCUCACCCUUAGACUAUGAAGCUGAACGAAGUCGGUGUCGACAUCGUCACGCUGAUGAUUAUGAUUCACACCGUGAUAGGAGCGAUACACAUCGUUAUCAUUAUCGUCCUACAUACAUCCAAGACAGUGGUCGGAGGCGUUAUCGUUCAAGGGACUACCCGCAUAGUCCUGAACGUCGGUCCAGACAGUCUUCUAGACACUCCCCUACAGGUGGAGAUAGUUGGCAUGAAUACAAGGAUCGAAGUAGUAGUGUCUCUCCGGUCACUCACGAAGCCUUGGAUGCGCGCAGAUGUCGGGAGCCACAUAUCAUCAGUGACGACUAUGAUGAAAUCUUACCAAGACGUAAAACAAGCCGAUCACCUACGUCCAUUGUUCCUCAAUACGAUGUUUCUGACAAUGAGUCAAUCGGACCUAGGAAUCCUUCCUUGCCAAGAGACAUAGUUCCAAAACAAUUAGUUAAAUCUGGACCAACUGACGAUUCGGAGGAUUCCAGUCCAGCUCCAAACAUCAAGUCCCAUGAGGAUACAUCCUCCGGUGAAAUGGCAAAACAAUCUCCUACUCUGAGUCAUAAUAACAAUCUUAUUUCUGGAGAUGAGUGUUUAGUAGAAAGCUCCUCUAUAAGCAAUGUAGUUAGCCAUGAAUUACUCGCUCCUGAGGUUGAGGUGAUGAUAUCUAAGAAAGAGAAGAAAAACAAGAAGCAUAAACACAGGCAUUCUGGGAAAAGGGAUCUUGUUCAAAUCACUAAUGAUGCAACGAACCAGGUUUCGGUCACUGCUAGUGGUGUCUUGUGUCCAGAUUUUGAAAUACCUGAUAAGAAGCAUUUGAAGAAACACAGAAAGCAUAAAAAACAUAGGUACGCAGAAAAAGAAAAAAAGAAGAAAGAAGUCACAAAUGUUGACACGUCAGUACAGUGUAUGAGUCCUGAGACCGGCAAAUGA